CUACUCCGAAUCCAGUUAUGGCAUUAUCCUUCUUCUCUUCCACAACUGCAGUUACAUGCUCAAAGCUCCAUCACAAUCCAGCCCUUCAAUUCAACACCAUGAACUCCCAUAAACAAAGCUCGAAUGCCGUCUGUGCCAUGGCGGAGCCACCACCAGAGUCUGGGUUGCCGGCAAGGAAAUCCAACCUUGCCGUAGGCUCUCCAAUAAUCGUAACUGAAGCUCCCAGAAUGAUAAAAACUGCAGCAUCCGUUCCAUGCCUCCGGGUUAACUCCGGCUUAGUCAAACCGGGUGACGUCGGAAGAAUUGUGUCAAGAAAGCCAAAGGAUGUGUGGGCAGUACGGCUUUCAAUUGGCACUUACCUCAUUGAUGGGAAAUACUUCAAGCCCUUGGAGUUGGACCUUGACCAAUAGACUAGUGAUUUUUGUAUUUUUAUUUUACCUGCUCAUGUUAUUAUUAAUACAUUUUCCAUAGUAUUAAAUUGACUGCAUCUAGUUAGUAAUGUAAACUUUUACUAGGGGUGAGCAUGGUCCAGUGCGGUACGGUUUUGGGGUAAAAUUGAAAUCGAACUGAAAGCUAUUUUGGUUUGAUAGUGUGCACUGAAAUGAAACCAAACAAUUCGGUUU
Messenger RNA from Malus domestica (apple), 623 nucleotides. RefSeq names its product protein CHLORORESPIRATORY REDUCTION 42, chloroplastic. Gene Ontology annotation, biological process: NADH dehydrogenase complex (plastoquinone) assembly. The record is from RefSeq and is a predicted model, not a curated record. Lineage: Eukaryota; Viridiplantae; Streptophyta; Magnoliopsida; Rosales; Rosaceae.